UCCCUCAUCAAACCCAUAUUCCCCACUUCCACCGCAACCGCACCCCCACUCACCUCUUAUCUUCUUCUCCCAUUUUUUUCUUGUUUUUAUUUAUUUUCUUUUUUUCCUCAUGCUUUUUUCCACGCUAAUACCCAUGGAUUGUGAGACCCAUCUCACCAUCUCUCCCCCUCCCCGUUGCAGCUGAUCGUGGUCAUCUUUUCUCUUGGCGGUCGCCGAUCUUGCUUGCUCCUCUGCAAUAAUCAACCAACCAUCUGAAUUCAUCCUGCAAUUUGGAGCUCCUCAGGCACAUAUGUCAGGACAGAUGUCGGGGCAGGUACCUAAUCAAGCUGGAAGUCAGUUGCGCGGAUUGCCACAGCAAAAUGGAAGUUCUCUCCCUUCCCAGAUUCAAAAUCUAGAUGCACAUCGUAAUACACGGAAAAGUAUGCAAUGCAAAAUCUAUGAAUAUAUUAUACAGCGACAGUCAUCUCCCCACGAUCUUCAACCGAAGAGGGUGGUAGAUAUUGUUAGGCGCUUGGAUGAUGUUUUGUUCAGGAGUGCUGCCACAAAGGAGGACUAUGCUAAUCUGGAUACCUUGGAGAGCCGUUUACAUGAUUUGAUUAAAGGCCUGCCACUGAUUACUCACAACCAACAAUUUCCACAAGCAGUUAAUUCUUCCUCUGCUAUGAGUACAAUGAUACAAACACCUGGUAUGUCUGACAUCGGGAGCUCAAAUUUAAUGGUUACAUCUUCUGCAGAUACUUCCAUGAUUGCUGCUAGUGCAUGUAAUAGCAUAGCACCUACAACUGUCAACACUGGGAGUGGGUCCUCAGUUGGCAUACACAGCGGUUCCUUCAAUUCAUCUGAUGGAUCCCUGUGUAAUGGAUACCAGCAAUCAACAUCCAGUUUUUCCAUCGGCUCUGGUGGAAACAGCAUCAUGUCUUCAAUGAGUGGGCUAAGAAUCACAAGCCAAAUGAUUCCUACGCCUGAAUUUAAUAGUAAUAAUAAUCAGUCUCACUUGAAUUCUGAAUCUUCCGAUGACGGGUAUGGGCAGAAAGCUGAUGGAACUUGAUUUGGGGGACGGAUCUUAGAGAUCUUCAGAUUUCUCUUUGUAUUUUCUUUUCUUCAGAGUUCUCUUUUUAUUUUCUUUUUUUUUUUUCUUUCAUUUUGGUAGAAGGUUACAUUGAGAGCUCUUCUUGUAUUUUUUUUU
This is a messenger RNA of Vitis riparia (riverbank grape), 1186 nucleotides long. Its product is annotated as histone acetyltransferase HAC1. NCBI's taxonomy places the organism in Eukaryota, Viridiplantae, Streptophyta, Magnoliopsida, Vitales, Vitaceae. The record is from RefSeq and is a predicted model, not a curated record. The transcript has a single exon. The coding region runs from base 290 to 1048 and encodes 252 amino acids.